Bacillus rossius redtenbacheri is the source of this 10365-nucleotide messenger RNA. RefSeq names its product serine/threonine-protein kinase Genghis Khan (gene gek). The transcript is spliced from 32 exons. Gene Ontology annotation, biological process: actomyosin structure organization; peptidyl-threonine phosphorylation. Gene Ontology annotation, cellular component: cytoskeleton; cytoplasm. The coding region runs from base 483 to 5750 and encodes 1755 amino acids. The record is from RefSeq and is a predicted model, not a curated record. Gene Ontology annotation, molecular function: ATP binding; protein serine/threonine kinase activity. Lineage: Eukaryota; Metazoa; Arthropoda; Insecta; Phasmatodea; Bacillidae.
CAAUAGUAAUUAUUUAAUUGAAUUUGUAACAAUUAUCAUAUGAACGACUAUUUUGAUAAUUAAUUUGAAGCCAACUGAUUAAGUGCAUAUAAGAUAUAUAAAAAUAAGACAAUGGAUCUAGCCACUUUAAAACAAUUUUCUGAUCAUUUAACAGACAUUUCAUGUCUUCUCAGAUUUGGCAAUCUUGUGGACAGACAUCUAUCUCUCCCAGAAUUCCUGGCCUCCUAGGUGUGGCAGCCAUAUUUUGGUGCGGUGGUGUGGUGCAAGGGGCGAGAAAUUACGACGAAUGUGGAAGAACGAUAUGUGCCUUCAGUUAUAGCAUUAUUGACGUUUGUGAUUGGCGGAAGGUGGUUGGUGGUUGUCCCGCAGAGAGGGGGAAGAUGAGGGAAGCGCGCGAGUGGAGCGCGUGUUGCUCGAGCCGUGCCUCCGCGCGUCCCGGCGCCGCUGAUGUUCGGACGUGUGUUGUGAUGUAACGCCCCUCAAUGUCUGACACUGCGGCGACGCCUGCGCCACACCAGGACUCGGGAGCAGUGGUGCCCCAAGGUGCGGCCGGGGACGAGCGCCUGCGGAGGCUGGAAGCGCUGUUCCUGGGGGGCCCCACCCGGGGCCAGGGCCAGUGCUUCAGCAUCGAGACCCUCCUGGACAUCCUGCUGGUGCUGUACGACGAGUGCUGCAACUCCUCGCUGCGCCGCGAGAAGACCGUCUCCGACUUCAUCGAGCUCGUGAAGCCCGUGGCGACAUGCCUGAAGAGCCUGCGGCUGAGCCGAGAGGACUUUGAGGUGGUGAAGGUGAUCGGGCGGGGGGCGUUCGGGGAGGUGUGCGUGGUGAAGAUGCGCCACUCGGGCAAGGUCUUCGCCAUGAAGAUCCUGAACAAGUGGGAGAUGCUGAAGCGCGCGGAGACGGCCUGCUUCAAGGAGGAGCGAGACGUGCUGGUGUACGGGGACCGGCGCUGGAUCACCAACCUGCACUUCGCCUUCCAGGACCACAACAACCUGUACCUGGUGAUGGACUACUACUGCGGCGGGGACCUGCUGACGCUGCUCAGCAAGUUCGAGGACCGCCUGCCCGAGGACAUGGCGCGCUUCUACAUCGCGGAGAUGGUGCUGGCGGUGGGCUCGGUGCACGCGCUGCGCUACGUGCACCGCGACAUCAAGCCCGACAACGUGCUGCUGGACGCGGACGGCCACAUCCGCCUGGCUGACUUCGGCUCCUGCCUGCGCCUUCACGCCGACGGCACGGUGCAGAGCAACGUGGCGGUGGGCACGCCCGACUACAUCUCCCCGGAGAUCCUCAGGGCCAUGGAGGACGGGCAAGGCAGGUACGGCCCGGAGUGUGAUUGGUGGUCGCUGGGCGUCUGCAUGUUCGAGAUGCUCUACGGCGAGACGCCUUUCUACGCGGAGUCCCUCGUGGAGACGUACGGCAAGAUCAUGAACCACAAGAAUUGUUUUGAUUUUCCCUCCGACCCGGGGUACGAAGUCAGCGCAGAAGCCAAAGAUCUAAUGAAGAGACUUAUAUGCAGUUCUGAUUACAGGCUCGGUCAGAAUGGAAUUGAAGAUUUUAAGAGCCACGCGUGGUUCGAAGGUUUGGACUGGGGCAGCAUCCGCGACAGCCAGGCGCCGUACAAGCCGGAGGUCAGCAGUCCCACCGACACCUCCAACUUCGACGUGGACGACACGGACGUGCGCACCUCGGACGCCGUGGCUCCCGCCGCCAACGCAGUGUUCUCGGCGCUGCACCUCCCGUUCGUCGGGUUCACCUUCACCCAAGGGAGUUCUGUGUCGGAUCUUGGCUCGAUAACUGUUCCUACAAAAAUCGUUGAAGACUCGCUUCAAGAAACAAAGAAAUCGCUACAAGUAUCAAAUUCCAAGGCUGUUACAAAUGAAAGUGCAAUGAAACUUUCGCCUACGUCCGAAACAGGAAAUGGAGUGCGGAAACUGCAGGAUGACAUCAAUGUUUUGAAGAAGAGGAACUCUGAGUUGGAAGCACUUCUACGGAACGUAGAACAGCAGAAGCAGCAGCAGCAACAACUGGCGGAAGCCAAGCGGGACAGUUCUCCAGCAGAAGUCGAAUUGGCGCAAAAGAUCAAGGAACUCGAAAAAACAAUGAGGCUUGUAAAACAAGAGAAAGAUGAAGCCAUAAAGGACAAGCUGGACGUGCAGGAGAAGCUGAAGCUGCAGGACAAGGAGCUGAAGGACGCGCUGAGUCAGCGCAAGCUGGCCAUGGCCGAGUACACCGAGGUCACUGACAGGCUGUCGGAGCUGCGGCAGCAGAAGCAGAAGCUGUCGCGCCAGGUGCGGGACAAGGAGGAGGAGCUGGAGGGGGCCAUGCAGAAGGUGGACAGCCUGCGGCACGACAUCCGCCGGGCGGAGAAGCUGCGGCGGGAGCUGGAGGCGAGGGUGGAGGAGGCCAUGGCCGAGACCAGCAAGGAGCGCAAGCUGCGCGAGCGCAGCGAGGAGUACUGCCGCCAGGUGGAGGAGGAGGCGGAGCGCGCACGGCAGCGCAGCCUGGCGGGGGCGGAGGGCGCGGCGGGGGGCGGGGCCCAGGCCGCCCAGGAGGCCGCCCGCCUCAAGGCAGAGCUGGAGCGGCUGGAGCGGCAGUGCGGGGAGAGCCUGGCCCAGCAGCAAAGCCGGCACAGCGCUGAGUGCGGCGGCCUGCGCGACCGCCUGCAGGAGUCGGAGAGCCUGCGCGAGGCCCUGCAGCGCGAGGUGCACCUGGUGAAGGAGAAGCUGGACGCUGACCGGCUGGAGGAGCUGACGAGCAACGAGGAGACGAUAGCCGAGCUGAAGAGGCGGCACGAGCGAGAGAAGCUCAUGCUGCUGGAGGACAAGAAGCAGCUCAUGAUGGACCUGGAAGCGUUGACGGACAGCGUGUCUCGCAUCCAGAGCGAGAGGAGGCAACUGGAAGACGAGUACGAGGACCUCAGGAACAAGAAGGAAGCCAUAUCCCAGUGGGAGGCGCAGAUCAGCGAGAUCAUUCAGUGGGUCAGCGAUGAGAAGGAUGCCCGUGGCUACCUCCAGGCCUUGGCCACGAAGAUGACCGAGGAGUUGGAGUUCCUCAAGCAUUCAGGGGUUGCGAGCGCUCCGACGUCGGACAAGAACUGGCGCCACCGCCGCAGCCAGAAGCUGGACAAGAUGGAGCUGCUGAACCUGCAGAGCAGCCUGCAGUCGGAGAUCCAGGCGAAGCAGGCCAUCAGCGAGGAGCUGAGCAAGACGCGCUCCGAGCUCAUCGCGGCGCAGAAGGAACUGAGAGAUUUCCGACAGCGUUACGACAGCUUGUCGUUUGACGUAAAGCGGAAGGAGGCACAAAUCAAAGAGUUGCAAGCGAGACUAGAAGCUGGAGAAGGAUUUCUGGAACGCCCGUCUUCGCAAAUGUCUUACCUGGAGCACUUCCUGAAGGAGUCGUCGAACCGGCACGGUGGCUCGGUGGAGAGCGAGGACGGCGACGUGGAGGACAACCGAGCUCCCUCCGUCACCAGCAGCAAGUCUGACCUCAGCUUGGACCCCGGCUCGCCGCGGGGGGCGGGCAAGCUGGCACCACCGCCGCCCCAGCCCCGGCCCAAGUGCCACCAGUUCCUGGUGCGCACCUUCUCGUCGCCCACCAAGUGCAGCCACUGCACCUCGCUCAUGGUGGGGCUGACUCGUCAGGGGGUGGUGUGCGAGGUGUGCGGCUUCGCCUGCCACACGGGCUGCUGCGACAAGGUGCCGCCCGUCUGCCCCGUGCCCUCCGACCAGACCAAGCGGCCGCUGGGCAUCGACCCCACGCGCGGCAUCGGCACGGCGUACGAGGGCUACGUGAAGGUGCCCAGGACGGGCGGGGUGAAGAAGGGCUGGGUGCGGCAGUUCGUGGUGGUGUGCGACUUCAAGCUGUUCCUCUACGACAUCUCGGCGGACCGCAACGCCCUGCCCUCGGUGUACGUGUCCCAGGUGCUGGACAUGCGCGACGAGGAGUUCGCCGUCAGCUCGGUGCGCGACUCGGACGUCAUCCACGCCGCCAAGAAGGACGUGCCGUGCAUUUUCAGGGUGACGACGUCCUGCCUGGACCCCCCGGGGCUGAACAACCACACGCUGAUGCUGGCCGACACGGAGAGCGAGAAGACCAAGUGGGUGGUGGCGCUGAGCGAGCUGCACAGGAUACUCAACAGGAACAACCUGCCCAACCGAACAGUGUUUCGAGCCAAGGAGCUGCUGGAUAAUACGCUAGCCUUUAUAAAGAAUGCUAUGUCAGGUGCAAUCAUCGAUCCGGAUCGUCUAGUCAUUGGCGCAGAAGAGGGUCUUUUCUGCUUGGAUCUGGAUCAAUGUGAGAUGGCGCGCGUGGGCGAGGGCAAGAAGGUGUUCCAGCUGGAGUACGUGCCCGAGGAGCAGCUGCUGGUGGUGCUGUCUGGCAAGCAGCGCCACGUGCGCCUGGUGCCGGUGCGGGCGCUGGACGGCGACGACGUGGAGUGGAUCAAGGUGGCUGAGACCAAGGGCUGCGUGGCGUUCGCCGUGGGGGCGGCGCGGCGCUCCCCCCAGCUCGCCUACUGCCUGUGCGUGGCCAUCAAGAGGCAGAACACAUCGCAGGUGAUAAUAUACGAGGUGACGCGCACGAAGACGCGGCACAAGCGGCUACGUGAGGUGAUGUUGCCCACACAAGCCCAGACGCUGAACAUCUUCAGCGAUGGUCGCUUGUGCGUGGGCUACCAGUCUGGAUUCAGUAUCUACAGCAUCAUGGGGGAUCAGCAUCCGUUGUCGCUGGUGCACCCGGACAACCAGCUGCUGGGGUUCCUGGCCUACAGCGCGGUGGACGCACGACGGGCGAUAGAGCUGUCGCGCGGGGAGUUCCUGCUGGUCUUCCAGACGCUGGGCGUGUACGUGGACGCGCAGGGGCGCAAGUCCCGCGACCGCGAGGUCAUGUACCCGGCCGUGCCUCAGGCCGUGGGUUUCUGUGAUGGCCACUUGCUGAUAUACAGCGAGACUCACGUAGACGUGUUCCACUCGCUGUCCGGGGAGUGGGUUCAGACCAUCAACGUGAAGAAGGCGAAGCCCUUGAACACGUCUGGUUCCUUGAGCAUAUGCCUUAUCAACGACCUGCCCCACAUCAUCUACCUGAGCAACAUCCACCAGAAUGACGUGAUCAACAUCACGACGUUUGACGCCGCUGGCCGCCCCAUCCCUCGACCCAGGAGGAGGUUCUCUCUCCGGGAAGGGCACAGAACAACAAGGGCGAUGGACCGCCGCUCCAAGAUGAUCUCGGCGCCCACCAACUUCAACCACAUCAGCCACAUGGGCCCCGGGGACGGCAUCCAGAUCCAGCGCCUGCUGGACCUGCCCACGACCUUGGAGACGGCGGACCAGCCCCCGGCGCGCCUCUUCCACCCGCCCGUGCCCAGCAAGAUGGCCCACCCUCCCCCCCGGCUGCCCCCGGAGCAACGCCGCGUGUCGGCCCACCUGCCCCGGGCCCCGCCCCAGGGCUUCCUGCCGCACAACGGCUCGGCGUCGUGCCGGCGCGGCGCGGCGCCCCCGCGGCCGGCCGUGACUCCCCCCUCCCUGCCGCGCUCGCCCGACGGCGCGGUUGCCGACACGGACUCCCUGCUGCGCGCGAGGGGCGCGCUGGCGCUGGGCAGCGUGGCCUCGCUGCACGAUGCCGGCAAGGAGCCCGGGGGAACGAUGAUCGGGGGCAGCCCGCGACACUCGAUCGCCUCCAACAACAGCAGCAACCCGAGCACCCCGCCCAGUCCCGGCCACGAUCACGGGUCCUCCAGCUACGACAGUUAGGCCUUCCCCCUCCCCUCCACGCCACCUGCCACCUGCCACCCGCCACCAGUGCUACCGUUCAGAAUAAAGCAUUUAACCAGAUACACUACGUGUGUAUAAAAAAUAAAAUGAACAUCGAAACGUUGAGAGGUGAAUCCAAAAAAAGAAAAGUCACAUUCGUAGAGUUCUUUAUGAAAGUUUUAUUGUGCGUGCCUACGUGUGUGAGUGGUUUCUUUGUAUAACAAUUUGUGUUGCGUCUCUUUAUUUAUGGAAAAAAAUGUUCAAUUUAUGGACAGUGUUUACCACAGUAUUUUUUACUAUUGAAUCUCUUGUAGCAUCUUUUGUACCAAAAUUUCUUGUUUGUAUUAUCACGUACUUAAUUAUUUCAGGAAGCAAUUUCAUGUUGCAUAGGGCUUAAGGUUUUUUUGAUUUUUUUUUUUUUUAAAUGAGAAGGCGAAGCUGGUGAGAUAUUUAUUUUUUUGCUGUGUAAUAAUGUUUUUUUUUUUAUUUAUUAUGCAAGUGUGUCAUCGUUGGAUGAACUACUUAUGCGAAGGUACAACCAAACAGAAUCGUAUGUAUUUAAAUUGUGUUGUAUGCUAGUUGGCGGGCUUUGAAGCUGGACUCUUAAAAGAACAUUAUUUAUUAUUGUAUGGAUGUUAAUUAGUAGAAUAAUUACUAAAUGUGUGUUUUUCUUUUGACGUUUGAGAUGAGUGUUCCAGAUGCAAUGUGAUGCUAGUAGUUAGGUAUUAAUGAAAUUUUAAUACAAAUAAAAUUAUAAUAUUUAUAUUUAUUAACAUGUAGGAUAAGUGAUGCGUGUUUGUGUUUCUUGGUGAAGUGGUUCUCCGCGGAUGUGCGCGGUGACUCAAAGUAUAGCUUAUCAGGUUGUUUACAGUAAUAAGUUUCGUGCCUAUUAUCUUAGCGGUCGUUCUUGGAGAACUCCCGAGGAAUAUCAACUCGUGACUGCCACAAGUUGAAACGCGUGCGUCACUCGGUAUGGAAGAUGAUGCGUCAUGCAUGGGUGUACGUAGAAACCGUCAUUACGCAAUGACACAUUGUAGGGAUAUCAAUAUUUAUAUUUACAUUAUUUUAAAGUAACUAUUCAAAGUAUUAAAAUCAAACUUAAGUCAUGAUGAUUGCUGUAUGAAGAUGCAAAUGUAAUUGGGGUAAAUUAUUCUAAAAAAAAAAAAAUAUAUUUUUUUUAUAGAUUAAUGAUGAAUAUUGAGUUAUUAGAUCCGCAGUAUAAUUGCAAUAUAUCAAGCUUCAUUUCAGACAAGUUAUUUAACAUGAACUUUUUAAUAUUUAAUGAUUUCAUAAAAUUGUUCUUUCUUUUUUUUCUUCAUUUAAACAUUAAUACAAGCUGGUGCAGAUUUAUAAUAUGUGUGUGUGUAUUUUUAGGUAUUUUAAACUGCACUUAUUUCUCCCCCAUGAAAAUGUAUGACUUUUAUCAAUGUGCAUCAAAUAAUUCUUAGUUAAUGAAAAGAGUUUGUGACCUUGUCUUCUUACCUUUGCUCAUAAUUUCUUCUUGUGAAAACGUUGAAAGUGUUUGCAGUAUUAGGGACGCAGUAGCAAUGGUGCUAACCGGGGUGAUUGUAGAAGCGUGACUUCGCUGCUGUGUGAGGGUGCUGUAUUGUGAAUUGAAUUAUUGCAGUUUCUUUCUUAUGCACAGAAAGCUCUUAAAUAAGGUAUUUUAUCAUGUAACGGAACGUAAGCACUUGCGUUACAUUUUUUCAAUCCUUAACUUCUGUUAUUGUUUCUUACGUUAUUAUUACCUUCAGUCUUUUAUUGUUUAAAACAAAAAAACACUCUCCGCUCGUAAUUGAGAGGCAUUUUGCACCAUUUUGAAUGUGUGCUUUUUUUUCCCAGUGGCUUUAAUUCCAAUUAGGGUUUUGUGUAUGUAACUUUUUUAGGUCACUACAUACAUAAGUAAAUUUUCUGAGAUGGUUAGAGUUGUUAAUAAUAUUACAGUUGUAGUCAUCCUUGGCAGAUGGAAUAAUUAAAAAAAAAAAAAAAAAAAACCAGUAGCUCUCAAAUUCAGGCAGUUCUAGCCAGUACUGCUUUUCUGUUUAAAGUUUUGAUAGUAUAAAUUAACCACAAAUUUUUGUCAAGGCUCAAAAACUGAGGAACACCUGUCUAUUGUUUCUUCACGAGUCAUGUGAUUGAAUCCCACCUUAACCUCUGCCAAAGUGAAAGGAGGAGAAAAGUGGAACGGUAAAGGCAACGGCAGGAUUGGCCCGGCCACUGGUCGUGAACGAAGGUCCCUAGUUUUGCCCUGCUUUUUUUAAUUUAUUGUAGAGUUAGGUUUUUGACCCUAAGGCCUAAGCUGUAGUUUGGAUGCAGUUGACGUGUUUGUGUUUACUUUGUGAACAAAGAUUAUUCUGGCUCUGUGAAUCUCAACACUUUGAUCACUUGCCUACAAAGACAGCUUGGAAACAGCUGAAGUAAGCACUACUUUUCUUCCAGUGGUAAAUUGCCUCACACAUCUCGUAGAAUUUUGUUCUUGGAUAGGCCGAUGAUGUCUGUCUAAAUGCACUGUUUUGGAUAGAGUAAAGUGUUUAGAACCCCGACUAAUCUUAGCUUGGAUGCUAUCAUCCCGUAUUCCUUCUUGCAUGUCUUGUAGUUGCAGUUCAUAGAUUCAUCAUUGGUGUUGCUGCAUAGCUUGAAACAGACUUUUACCGUGUUACAGUUUUUUUGUGGUAAAGGAUUAGUUUGGAAUGCAAGUUUUUCCAUUCCUUCUCUGGAACAAAGCCAUGUGCUUACCUUUGCCAGCUGAGCAUUAUAAAUUUAAAAAUGAACUCUAUUAGGAAUAAAAUCUGUGUUAUUCUUACAUUGGAAACUUGCCAACAUUUACAUCUUUUUAAAUAUUUGUUUUGGAGCAAUAGUCAACCUGAAUAUAUAUAUAUAUAUAUAUAUAUAUAUUUUUUUUUUUUGCUCAAGAUAUAGGAAAGUGCAUACAUACAUACUCUUUUACAAUAUGUUGCAUUUGGCAGUUUGUACGAAUGCUUAGUGGGUAUUUUUUUGUACCUGCACAACCACCCCCACAAAUAUUUUGUCAGUCGUGAUGAAAGUCAGAGACAUGUUACCAUUUUUUUAUUUUCCCUUGUGAAAUACUCUUUAAGGAAUUGAGCAAUAUCUUAGAAACAGGGAUUUUAUUUACAUGCUGAAUUAAUUAAAGUCUUAUAGAUGUAACUAAAACAGUUGACAAUGUUGUACAUACCUAUACUGUUCUUGUUAUGAGAAAGGCCUAUGUGGACAAGCGUUGUGACAUUGUUUCGGAAGCAGAACAAAUGUGAAAUGUUGAGUCAAGAAAGAGCAGGGAAAGGGCAUUUGGUGUGUUCUGUCUCCGCCACCGUUAGAAUUAGGUCAGUACGUUCCCGUUAGCGUCGAUCGACACAUCGACCAAGCGUACGUAUCACAGUUUGGUUUUCCAUCACAUUACGUGGCUGUGUUUAUUAAUUAAUGUUUUGUCACCGAGCAGAGACGUCUGGCUGUACUUUGUGCACGUCUGCGUGUUGUUCCGUGGUUGGCAGGCUCGCCGACCUGGCAUGUGUGGCAACGGGAUUCGAGACUGUAGCGUAGCUCAGCGUCUCGUGUGUGUGCCUGUGUGUGUGUGUGGACGCGAGAGUGGGCUGUCACCCUUACCUGAACUCUCCUGUCCCCGUGUCAUCUCGUUGUCACAACUGCGACUUGGUGGGGGCAACAGUUUUGUCUGCAGCUGUGGACACGUUCGUGAAUCUGCGCGUGGCUCGGCCGGUCGCAGAAACUUUGGUAUUUGCAAGUAUUCCAAAUGCAUUUUGAUUCAAACUGAAUUUUCGAUUCUCUCUCUAUAUCACAUCUUGUCUCCAGGAAUUGAAAAUAUAAUUUACAUCAUUUUGCAAUAGUCAUAGUUGAUGUGGUCAUCUGUAGAUAAGUAAUGUUGCCCCUACCAAGAGUUGUACCUGCUUUUAACAUCUUUCGUUUGAUUUGGAGGAUGUCUAAUGUAACUUAAGUUAACAAAGUAAUUUAUUUCUGUUUUAAUUUGUACUUUAUUUCUAUAUGUUGUUAAUUGUUUUUGCUCAUGUGAUUUUGUUCUUCACCUCUGAUGUUUUAAUGUUUUUACUCACUUAUGGAAUCAUCAGAUUUUUUUUUUAAAUUAAUUUUACCAAUAACAUUUAACUUUUUGAUUUCAUACAGUGUGCAUGGGCACAUUUAAAUUUGUACUGUUUCUGAAAAACCUCAUGUGGUUGAAGUACCUCAAGAAAGCUUAUAAAAUGGACAAAUAAAGUAUUCAAAUAUAAUGAAAUUUAACUAAAUUUUGGAAGGUGUAACAUUUGGUUUUUUGAUAUUUUCCUGCCUUUGUUAAUAUUGAAAAAAAUGAAACCCUUUCUGCAGUUUAUUAUUUUUUUUAUUGUGAUGUGUUUCAGGAUGUCAAUAUUACACAUUCAUAGUACUAUUCAUGUCUGUAGUCUAUCAUUUUGGCAUUUAUCAUCACUGUUUAUUAAAUAUGACCAUAGUUUCAAGAACUAUGAUAUUGGAUAAUAAUUUUUUUAUUUUCAUUCAUCACUGAACUUUUAUUUCACAAAAAAACAGAAAAAAAGUAUGUCGAUAAUUAUUUGCGAAGACACAUGUUUUGGUAAUUAAAUAUUAUAUCCCAAGGUUA